CAUAGAACGAGACAUAUCACUCAUCACUCAAAUAGUAGUAGGAGGGGUAGGGUUACCAUGCUUCAUUUUUAACCACACCUCAUCACUGAAACUUCUCUCUCUCUCUCUCUCUCUUAGAGUCUUCUCUUCUUCCUUCACCAUUCACAGUAGUACUACAAGCUUUCUAUUUGCUCUUUCUUUCUCUCCAACUACUAGGAAGAAAGAGAAAAAUAAUAGAAAUCUAUUACUAUUGUUAUUAUUAUUUGCUUUUUUCUUGCUAGACAUUGGGGCUUUAUCCUUCUGUCUUCUCUCUCUUUUUCCGUCCUUUGUUUUCCUCCUUAGCUUGAAAAAGGUUGAAUUUUGAUCACGCCUUCAAGUAUAUAACGCUGAUUCUGAGAUACCCUUUUCAUAUUUCGAGGUCCUCUAUUCAUUGAAAAUUCUGGGGGUACCUGAAUUCGCUCAGAAAAUGAAAAAUCAUUGAUGACUUUCUCUGCUAAGUCAUUUCAGCUUUGCUAGAAUAAGAAAAAGGUUAGAGGGAAGGACAAAAGGGAAGCAAAAGUGGCUACUUUGAUGAGUUUUGGGGGGUUCCUUGAGAACAAACAAGGUGGUGGUGGUGCUAGAAUGGUAGCUGAAAUACCUUACAACAACGGUUCUUCAAACCACCACCACCACCACCACCACCACAUGGAAGCAGCAACAGCAGCGACAAUAAUGGCUUCUGGUGCAAUCUCACACCCUCAUUUGGCCAAAUCCAUGUUCAACAACUCACCUGCUCUCUCUCUAGCACUUCAGCAAACAAAUAUGGAUGGGCAAGGGGAUGUGAUGAACAAUAAUAACAGGUUGUUGGUGGGUGAUAAUAAUAAUAAUAACAAUCCUAAUACUAAUAAUAAUAAUAAUUAUGAGGGAAACAUGAUGAGCAACAACAAUGGUUUGAGAAGGAGCAGGGAAGAAGAGCAUGAAAGCAGAUCUGGGAGUGAUAACAUGGACGGUGCCUCAGGUGAUGAUGAUCUUGAUGCUGCCGACAUCAACAACAACAAACCCAGGAAGAAGCGUUACCACCGACACACCCCUCAGCAAAUUCAAGAACUUGAAGCGCUGUUCAAGGAGUGUCCUCACCCUGAUGAGAAGCAAAGGCUUGAACUAAGCAAAAGGCUAUGCUUGGAAACAAGGCAAGUGAAGUUUUGGUUCCAAAAUAGAAGAACUCAAAUGAAGACACAAUUGGAACGCCAUGAGAACACAUUACUCCGGCAAGAGAACGAUAAGCUUAGAGCAGAAAACAUGUCAUUGAGGGAAGCAAUGAGGAACCCCAUUUGCACAAACUGUGGAGGACCAACCAUGAUUGGUGAAAUCUCAUUGGAAGAACAGCAUCUACGAAUCGAAAAUGCGAGGUUAAAGGACGAGUUAGACCGGGUGUGCGCACUCGCCGGAAAGUUCUUAGGCCGGCCCAUUCCCUCAAUUGCCCCUCAUCCUCCAUUGCCAAACUCAAGCUUAGAGCUUGGAGUUGGAAACAACAAUAACAGCAACAAUGGAGGCUUUGUUGUGGGUUCAACAAUGCCAUUAGGGCCUGAUUUUGUUGGAAUGGGCAUUUCAUCAAACACCUUAGGGGUGUUAUCACCAACACCACCAAGCAGGGGAAUUGCAACAACAAAUGGGAUGAAUUCUUCAAAUACAUCAUCUGGGUAUGAGAGAUCAAUGGUUUUGGAGCUUGCAUUGGGUGCAAUGGAUGAGCUGGUGAAGAUGGCACAAAGUGGAGAACCACUUUGGAUAAGGGGAAUGGAAAUGGGAGGAAGGGAAGUGUUGAACCAUGAAGAGUACAGUAGAACAGUGACACCUUGCAUUGGUUUGAGACCCAAUGGGUUUGUCUCUGAGGCUUCUAGGGAAACUGCCAUUGUCAUCAUCAAUAGCUUGCCUCUUGUUGACACUUUAAUGGACUCAAAUCGAUGGUCAGAAAUGUUCCCUUGUAUGGUUGCAAGAACUUCUACAACAGAAGUGAUAUCUAGUGGAAUAAAUGGAACUAGAAACGGUGCACUUCAACUUAUGCAAGCUGAACUGCAAGUGCUUUCACCACUGGUUCCUGUUAGAGAGGUCAAUUUUCUAAGAUUUUGCAAACAACAUGCAGAAGGGGUUUGGGCUGUGGUUGAUGUGUCCAUAGACACCAUUAGAGAACCUUCUUCUGCUGCACCAACUUUUGUUAGCUGUAGAAGACUCCCUUCUGGUUGUGUUAUACAAGACAUGCCUAAUGGUUACUCUAAGGUGACAUGGGUGGAGCAUGCAGAAUAUGAUGAAAGCCAAAUCCACGAGCUGUAUAGGCCAUUGGUGAGUUCAGGAAUGGGGUUUGGUGCACAACGUUGGAUUGCAACUCUUCAACGCCAAUGCGAGUGCCUAGCCAUCUUAAUGUCCUCUGCUGUUUCCCCUCCUGAACACUCUGCAAUAACAUCGAGUGGAAGGCGUAGCAUGCUGAAGCUGGCGCAACGCAUGACCAACAACUUCUGCGCCGGUGUUUGUGCCUCAACGGUGCACAAAUGGAACAAGCUCAACGCCGGCAACUUCGGCGAAGACGUGAGGGUGAUGACAAGGAAGAGCCUUGAUGAUCCUGGGGAGCCUCCUGGGAUCGUCCUGAGCGCAGCCACAUCCGUGUGGCUGCCAGUCUCGCCCCAGAGGCUCUUUGAUUUCCUCCGCGAUGAGAGGCUGAGGAGCGAGUGGGACAUACUUUCCAAUGGCGGACCCAUGCAGGAGAUGGCUCACAUUGCCAAGGGACAAGACCAUGGCAACUGUGUUUCACUACUACGAGCCAGUGCUAUGAAUUCAAAUCAGAGUAGCAUGUUGAUAUUGCAAGAGACAUGCACAGACGCGUCUGGGUCGCUUGUAGUGUACGCGCCAGUGGACAUUCCAGCCAUGCAUUUGGUCAUGAAUGGUGGUGACUCGGCUUACGUGGCGCUUCUGCCAUCUGGAUUCGCCGUUGCACCUGACGGAUCCGGUGGCAGAAACGACCAGAAUACUGUGUCACAAUCAGGAGGUGGGUCACUUCUCACGGUGGCAUUUCAGAUACUCGUGAACAGCCUCCCUACGGCGAAACUCACGGUGGAGUCGGUGGAGACGGUGAACAACCUCAUCUCAUGUACGGUUCAGAAGAUAAAAGCGGCACUUCAAUCCGAGGGUUGACUGUCACGUGACGCAAUAUUCGGUCGCGUGAGUCCUUUCUUUUUAUUUUUUCUUUUUGUUGGUUUAGAAGAUUAAUUAAUUUACAUUGAGUAUUUAUUUUAUGUACCAGCAUUUGUGUAGAUUAUGAUUGUAAUAGGUGGCGCGUGUGAAAGACGCGAGGGGUGAGGGGUGUUUGAGUCAAGAACGAACCGCGCGUGGAGAAGAAUUCCUUGCAUGGUGGUAAGGAUCCGAGUUUGUGGGUUAUAGGAUCCUUAACACAAGGCAAGGGUGGUGGUUCGGGUAUUGACUUGGGUCGACCCUUUGUUUAAUUAAACAAUGAUCAAUUAGAAAAGUGUAAAAAAAAGAAAAGAGUCGAAAUGGUAAUAUUUAUAUUUAUUGGUACAA
Arachis stenosperma is the source of this 3525-nucleotide messenger RNA. RefSeq names its product homeobox-leucine zipper protein ANTHOCYANINLESS 2-like. Gene Ontology annotation, biological process: regulation of DNA-templated transcription. Lineage: Eukaryota; Viridiplantae; Streptophyta; Magnoliopsida; Fabales; Fabaceae. Bases 550 to 3141 code for a protein of 863 amino acids. The record is from RefSeq and is a predicted model, not a curated record. The transcript is spliced from 9 exons. Gene Ontology annotation, molecular function: lipid binding; DNA-binding transcription factor activity, RNA polymerase II-specific; DNA binding.